This is a messenger RNA of Colletotrichum graminicola M1.001, 1818 nucleotides long. RefSeq lists its product as uncharacterized. The transcript has a single exon. Bases 1 to 1818 code for a protein of 605 amino acids. The record is from RefSeq and is a predicted model, not a curated record. Lineage: Eukaryota; Fungi; Ascomycota; Sordariomycetes; Glomerellales; Glomerellaceae.
AUGGACCAUCUAUCUUCUUGUUCCUCGUCGACGGGAACAGCCACCUACACCCGACAAUCUGUCAGCACCUUCCAGCAAGAUGCCCCCAAGCAAACCUAUACAACGGCUGGUACCAUCUACAAUCCAAGCAACUCUCAGCCGCUCCAGCCUCCCGUUCGUCGUGGCCGCGCCCUCAAGUGGCCUCCCGUCGGCGCUGCCGCCUCGGAGCUCUCCCUUUUUCCCAAGUCGGUUCUUGCUGGCUUGCCUCUGAAGUCUCAGAGCCUCACCCCCAAAUCCACAAGCCCACUCCCCCAUCAGAUCCCCAAAUAUUCGCCUCUUCAGCAGAACUACGACCGGGCCAUCAGCCCCGUCACCGACAACAGCCGCGAUUCCCCGAACGAUUCGGAUGUUUCAAGCCUCCCCUCCUCUCGCAUUCCAUCAUACACCAUGAACAGCAGCCAGGUAUCCCCGGUUGAUGGUGUCAUGUCCACCCCUGCCGUGGGCAAACGUGUUGAUAUAGAGUCGAGCGACGACGAAGAUGAAGAGAGCACUGGCGAGAACCCUCUCAAGAAUUUCACUGUCAAGGGUCUCCAGAACCUAGCCUCCUACCCCAACCCGAACCAGAAGAGGGCGCAGAAGACGCUCCUUCGUGCUCGGCCGGGUGCCACUCCAGUCUCGUCCACCGGCAACGUUAAUCACACGGCAACUCCAUCCUAUGGAACACAGUUUUUCGAUACGCCCGAUAUGGUAAAAAAUGAUUCCAUUUCCCCGGGUCUCUUCCAUUCUGCCAAGACCGACCCGAAUGCCGUCCUCAAGCUACAGGUCGAUCAGAGACCGAUUCGAGACCUUGACAUAUCCUGGAGAGCCAACGACGCAACGCCGUCCCCACCUCCGUGUCUCUUCCCUGCUCACAAUGUACAGAGAAGCAUACCGCAUUCUACCUACAAGUCCACUCUCGCGACUGGCCCAGGCGCCCCUCGCCCACUGACCGCUGGCCCUCCAGGCCAACGCCAGUAUCGAACAUCGACCUUCGAUUCCAACAUGAAGAUGCUCAAUUGCGGGUCCAAGGCUGAUAUGUCCUACGACGGGUCAGUGAACGAUGACAUUCACCCUCCUGCCAACGCCGUGCAAAACAACAUAUCGCUUAGUGCGUUGAGACUUGCCGGCUCGGACACGCCUGAUCAGCUCAAGUCUGGACUUCAUUCGCUUCUCUGUACCUCGACUCCUGACACGGACUAUUCAUACCAGGGGUCCGUCGAACCCGGAAAGUUAUCCGACGUGGACAUGAAGAAGAUUCUCCAAUACAUCAAUCUUGGCCCCGCCGCUGACACCAACGCCAAUGACUGCAAGCACGGAUAUCGUCAGCCAGAGCCUAACCUUCAUGUAACCUUUGGCGAAAGCUGGUUGGCAGAUUACCCCAAGACGGAUCGCUCUCGCCUGACGAAAGGUACGUGGACGAUCGCGGAGGACGAGCUCCGACGACGUGUUGAGAGAAUCAAUCAGCUUUUCUACGCGGGCACAGGCGAACUUGGAAAGUCUUUCGAGUCUGUGGUCAAGGAUGCCGAGUUCAAUAACUUCAAGCGCCAGGUCGGUGUCAUCGGAGACCGACGGCCCAAGGCCAAGCUGGAGAAGGUUGAGCACACUCCCAUCUCGAUUCGACAGGCCAACAACAUGACGAACAAGGAGGCGGCUGAGCCUUUAGUUGCCUUGGGUGUGUCUUCUGUAUUGAACCAUAUCGAGGGAAAGUACCACAGUCCACAGUUUUACCAAUGGGAGGAUCCCGAGACAAGCAAAGUUGACGAGUCCGUGGAAGGACGCAAGUCGGUUUUUAGACAUUGA